UCGGCUCCCCCCCCCCCCCGCCCCCGGCCUGUGCGGAUCAUGCCGCCUGCGACGCCCCUCGCGGUCGGGAACCGGUAGCCGGGACGGUUGGCUCUUGAGUUACGCUCUUCUUCCGCGCCCCGCCGUCUGCUGAGACCCGCGCCACCUCACUGCGGUGCGCGGCUGGGAAGUGAGGAGUGAAGUCGGCGCCGCCUGGGACGGGGGAGUGGAGCUUCCCGCCCCGGGCAGCGGCCAGGCAGCUCUGCGGUUGAUUAUGGAAGAUUCCCACAAGAGUAACACAUCAGAGACUGCCUCUCAGCCUGGUUCAACAGUUCCGGGAACUCACAUUUCUCAGAUAGUACAACAGGUGUCAUCAUUCUCAGAAAGUGAGGAGUCUCAGGACUCAUCUGACAGUACAGGCUCCUCCCAGAAAGCUCACGGGGUCCUGGCCCGCCGCCCAUCCUACAGGAAAAUUUUGAAAGACCUCUCUUCUGAAGAUACACGGGGCAGAAAAGGAGACGGAGAAAACCCCAGCAUUUCUGCUGUUACUUCUAUGUCUGUGCCAACCCCCAUCUAUCAGACGAGCAGCGGACAGUACAUUGCCAUUGCCCCAAACGGAGCCUUACAGUUGGCCAGUCCAGGCACGGAUGGAGUACAGGCACUGCAGACAUUAACCAUGACAAAUUCAAGCAGUGCUCAGCAAGGGACAAUCCUCCAGUAUGCCCAGACCUCAGAUGGACAGCAGAUACUCGUCCCGAGCAACCAGGUGGUUGUACAGACUGCAUCAGGAGAUAUGCAGACCUACCAGAUCCGUACCACCCCAUCUGCCACAUCACUCCCACAGACCGUGGUGAUGACUUCUCCUGUGACUCUUACAUCUCAGACAACAAAGACAGAUGACCCCCAACUGAAAAGAGAAAUACGGCUGAUGAAAAACAGAGAAGCCGCCCGAGAGUGCCGCCGGAAGAAGAAGGAGUACGUGAAGUGCCUGGAGAACCGCGUCGCCGUUCUGGAAAAUCAGAAUAAAACUCUAAUAGAGGAGCUAAAGACUUUGAAGGACCUUUAUUCUCAUAAAAGUGUUUGAUUCUUUAAAGAGAAAGUAUUUUUGUGGACUUUUAAGCUUAAAAAUUAGGUGGAUUACUUUUUAGUGAGUUUUAUAAAUUCAAGGGUCAAAGAAGCUACUUUGUAUUAGGUUUUCACAAGCAGACAUGACAGGGUGAAUGGGAUGACCUUCAGGAAGCUGCUGGCUCAACUGGAAGCUGGGGGUGGGGGACCGAGAGCUUGAGGAAGUGGACUUCACCAGUUGGAGUUGAAGUAAUAGUCAGCAACGAGCAUGGCAGGUGACAUUAGUGAAGCAGUCGGUUCCUGCUAAGUCUGUAUUUCUUUCUGUUCCCUAAAACUUGCCUGUGUGUGUGUGUGUGUGUGUGUGUGUGUGUGUGUGUGUGUCUGUCUGUCUGUCUGUCUGUCUGUCUUAUUUCUGCCAAUAAAUAUAAAUUACAAAUGUAAAAGAAAGCAUAAAGCGUUAAUAAGUAUGUAAAUUAUGUGGUCUGAUUGUGUCGUGUUGUCAGGUGUGUUAGAUGAGUUUUUAGCAGUUUUGUUGGACUUGAUUGAUUUUGGAGAUCUCCUAACCAACGUGAGGUCCAUCAUCCAGUGGUGGUGGUGGUGGUUUGUGACUUUUUUUUUUAAUCAGAAUGGAAAGAGAACUGUCUGCAAGCUUGACAGUUUAAUAGUUUGGUUUUUGCUUCCUCUGAUAAGGGCAAUUUUUCCUAAGUACAUAAUAAAUUGUUGGUUUUUUUUUUUCAUUCUCUAAUCCUGUAUGCAGUUGAAGAUCAUUAUUUUGUGCUUUAACAGAAUGAAGUGUUUACAAAAGCCGUUAAAAUGUUUUAAAUAACCUGAAGAUGCACACCAAAGCUUUCCUGAGGGAUUUUAUAAUCAUAUUACCAUAAGGUUUGUCAGGUUCUAAAAUAGUUACUGAGGCAAUCUUACAUUGAGACUAUUGUGUAAUGUAGCCUAUGGUACCUUUAUAAAAGAAGUGACUGCCGAUAUAUUUUUAUAGUGAAUCUUUAUAAAUUCUAAUGUUGAGUUUUUAAUGAUUAUUUUAAAUGUUUAUAUAGUUUGUUUAGUAAAAAAAAUUUGUAUCUCAAAGUAUCAUUUUUAUAUUAUGAGAAGAGUAAAGUUUUCAAUUGGCUGAUAAUUGCAUUGUACGUUUUAUAUAAAGUUUUAUCUAAAGUUCCAGCUGUGGUCAAUACACCAGCAUUUAACCUCUGUAUUCUAAUAUGUGUAUACUUGGAAACUGCAAAACUGUUGUGUGCCUACCUAGUAUGUUUCAUAUUAUCUAUGAAAUUAAAGAACAUUUGAUAAGA
Molecule: messenger RNA, 2342 nt
Organism: Apodemus sylvaticus (European woodmouse)
Lineage: Eukaryota; Metazoa; Chordata; Mammalia; Rodentia; Muridae
Gene: Atf1
Product: activating transcription factor 1
Exons: 7
Coding region: 254-1063 (269 amino acids)
Biological process (GO): regulation of transcription by RNA polymerase II
Cellular component (GO): nucleus; ATF4-CREB1 transcription factor complex
Molecular function (GO): RNA polymerase II cis-regulatory region sequence-specific DNA binding; DNA-binding transcription factor activity, RNA polymerase II-specific; protein binding
Source: RefSeq, a predicted model, not a curated record